AUGAGCUCAAUUACAAAAAGAGAUAAGGUUAUAAUUGGAUCAAGAAAAUCUCAAUUAGCAAUGCUUCAAACAGAAUGGGUUAGAGAUAGAAUUCAAGAAUUAAAUCCCGGUAUUAUAGUUGAAAUUAAAACAAUGGAUACAACAGGUGAUAAAGUAUUGGAUGUAUCACUUUCAAAGAUUGGUGAUAAAGGUUUAUUUACAAAGGAAUUGGAAGAUAUGAUGUUAAAUGGUACAAUUGAUUUAGCAGUUCAUUCAUUAAAAGAUAUACCAACAAAAUUACCAGAUGGAUUAAAAUUAGGAGCCAUCACUAAAAGAUAUAAUACAUCAGAUGCAUUCAUUGCCAAUGCUAAAAAGCAUGGAAAGAAUUGUAAAUUAUCAGAGUUACCACAAGGUGCAAUGAUAGGAUCAUCCUCAUUGAGAAGGGUUGCACAAUUGAAGAAAGCAUAUCCACAUUUACAAUUCAAAGAUAUUAGAGGUAAUUUAAAUACCCGUUUUAAGAAAUUAGAAGAUGAUUCAAAUGGAUAUGAUGGUAUGAUUUUAGCAGUUGCAGGUUUAGAAAGAAUGGAAUUAACCGACCAUAUCUCUGAGAUCAUUCCAGAUUCAAUUUCAUUAUAUGCAGUUGGUCAAGGUUCGUUAGGUAUUGAAUGUAAAGAUGGUGAUGAUUUCAUUCAAUCAAUUUUAAAUCCAUUAAUUCAUCGUGAAUCAAUGUAUUGUUGUGAAGCUGAACGUUCAAUGUUAAGAGAUUUAGAAGGUGGUUGUCAUGUACCAAUUGGUGUUGUCACAAAAUUACACAAUCAAUCGCAACCUGAUGAAACUUUAGAAAUUAAUGCUAUAGUUUUAAAUUUAGAUGGUUCAAAAUAUAUUGAAUCUAAAAUUAUUGGUCCAUCAAUUCAAUAUUAUCAAUUAGGUAAAUCAAUUGCUCAAGAUUUAAUUAAUAAAGGUUCAAAAGAUAUUUUAUCCGAAUUUAUUAAAAAAUAA
Molecule: messenger RNA, 978 nt
Organism: Dictyostelium discoideum AX4
Lineage: Eukaryota; Evosea; Eumycetozoa; Dictyosteliales; Dictyosteliaceae
Gene: hemC
Product: porphobilinogen deaminase
Exons: 1
Coding region: 1-978 (325 amino acids)
Biological process (GO): heme biosynthetic process; tetrapyrrole biosynthetic process
Cellular component (GO): cytoplasm
Molecular function (GO): hydroxymethylbilane synthase activity
Source: RefSeq, a predicted model, not a curated record